Molecule: messenger RNA, 3363 nt
Organism: Galleria mellonella (greater wax moth)
Lineage: Eukaryota; Metazoa; Arthropoda; Insecta; Lepidoptera; Pyralidae
Gene: SppL
Product: signal peptide peptidase-like 3
Exons: 10
Coding region: 251-1429 (392 amino acids)
Biological process (GO): membrane protein proteolysis
Cellular component (GO): lumenal side of endoplasmic reticulum membrane; cytoplasmic side of endoplasmic reticulum membrane; Golgi-associated vesicle membrane
Molecular function (GO): aspartic endopeptidase activity, intramembrane cleaving
Source: RefSeq, a predicted model, not a curated record
UGUCUAUUCUAUGUCUGUCUAUGACAGUAUGGCUGUCGAUUAAGCGUAGGGUAUUGGUGUUUUUUUUAUAAAAUUUGAGAAAAUAUUGUUUUCAUGUAAUAUACCUAUAAUAGUUACGUAUUAAUUAAUAAGUAUGGAAGCAUUGGGCUGACACUUUUUAGAUAUUAGAAACAGUCCUCUUGAGGAGUGACCACAUCCAAAGAACUUUGUGACCAUCCCACAGUGCAACUGAACAUAGUGCUCAAGGAAGAUGGCACAAGUAGGAGCUAACAUGGAGUACCAGGAAUACAAAUGGGCUUACUCAAUCAUGGACUCAUCCAAGGUGUCGGCGUGCUUGAUCUCAAUGCUGCUGAUUGUGUAUGGCAGUUUCCGCUCCCUGAACAUGGAGCGGGAAGCACGGGAGCGUGCUGAGAGAGAACGAGAAGCCUCACUACUAGGCGGGAAGCCGUCCACUGCGACGUCUUCUAAUAACAAUGUACAAACUCUAAACACAAUGCAAGCGCUGUGUUUUCCGCUCGGCUCGUCAGUGGCGCUACUGAUCAUGUUUUUCUUCUUUGAUUCAAUGCAGACUCUCGUUGCGAUAUGUACUGCAAUAAUAGCGUGCGCGGCGCUCGCGUUCCUGCUGACGCCGCUGUGCCAGUACGUGGCGGGCAGCGCGGGCGCGGGCCGCGGCGCCGUGUGCGGCCGCUACUCGGCGCCCGAGCUGGCCGCCGCGCUGCUCGCCGCCGCCAUCGUCGCCGUCUGGGUGCUCACCGGCCACUGGCUACUCAUGGACGCUAUGGGCAUGGGUCUGUGCGUGACGUUCAUCGCCCUGAUCCGGCUGCCGUCGCUGAAGGUGUCCACGCUGCUGCUCACCGGCCUGCUACUCUACGACGUGUUCUGGGUGUUCUUCUCGUCCUACAUCUUCACCACUAAUGUCAUGGUCAAGGUCGCCACCAGGCCGGCGGAGAACCCGAUGAACGUGGUGGCGCGGCGGCUGCAGCUGGGCGGCGCCAUGCGCGACGCGCCCAAGCUGUCGCUGCCCGCCAAGCUCGUGUUCCCCUCCAUGCACCACCAGGGACACUUCUCCAUGCUCGGUCUUGGUGAUAUCGUCAUGCCGGGUUUAUUGCUAUGUUUCGUGUUGCGAUACGAUGCUUACAAGAAAGCGACGUUGGUUUGCCAAAUGGGCCAGGUGCCUGGACCUAGGUCUAUGAGUUCCCGAUUGACGUACUUCCACUGCUCGCUGCUGGGUUACUUCCUGGGGCUGCUGACGGCGACGGUGUCGGCGGAAGUGUUCAAGGCCGCGCAGCCUGCUCUGCUGUAUCUCGUGCCCUUCACGCUGCUGCCACUGCUCACCAUGGCCUACGUGAAGGGCGAUCUAAGAAGAAUGUGGAGCGAACCAUUUAUAACACCACCGAACGGCAAGGGCGGCGCGGACUUCGAUGUGUGACUGGCUGCAAGUUUGCGCGUCAUUUACUCCGCUUGAAAGACUUCACCCCGCCGCCGCGUCGCGCCUGCAUUCGUACAGUUAGAUGUUAUACUCACUUACCGAGAUUGUCUAUGGAUUCUCUCUAUCGUAGAUUUUUACUUUUAUAUCUUAAUAUUGUGCUAAGGAAUUCUCAAUAUAUCUUUUCUAAAAAUAUAACAAAAAUGUUACCACCGCAAAGCAAAACAGAUAUAUUUCCAUAUAUGUGAGUUUUAGAACAAAAAAUUUAAAAUAAAAAUUGUGGACACAUUCUAUACUCUAAUGUAAAAUUACUUUGGCAUUAUUACACUAUUUACUAAUAAAUGAGUAUUCAUACUAACUGCUAGUGUGCAGGCCAAAUUGUGAAUUGAUGUUUACAGUAAUAUACAGAUGUAUCUAUGUUUAGGUUAGUCGAUACGCUUUUAUUUCGUUACUACGAUAUCAAUUGGCAUGUUACAGCACAGGGUAACUUUAAGACCUCUAAAUAACAUGUGUUAAUAUUCUAAGUGUCAGGACCAGAGCACAGAACUCUUGUAACUAAAAUAAAUUAUUCUAUGACAGUGAUAUUAGUCUCACAAAAUUAAAUACUCAAUUAGCGUUUCAUGUUUUAUGUACACAUAAACAUCAAAUAGUUCUAUAUACAGUACAAUAUGACACGAACUGGUAAUGUUGGCCCUGAGUAAAGCGAUUGUAAACAACUGAAAGUAUGGUGCCAAAUGUGAAGUACAUACAUUUACAGAACACAUAGCAUGUAUCAAGUGUUAAUGCAAAUAACUUUACUAAUAUUCAUCUGAAACUUGAGAAAGUAUUAUAAACUGACUAGCAUUGCAAGACUCGUGACAUGUGAGGUGCUAUUGUGCUGCUGAAACUUUGGUUUGUGUCUUAUCAUAAGGACUUUUUUAUUUUUCUUAUGAACAAAACAACAAUUCGAAAAUGCAUAGGUUUAAGAUCUUUCUAUGAGUCUCAUUUGUGUUAAAGUGUAGAUGGAUUUGAUAAUUUUUUACUACUUUUGUAAUACUAAGAAAAGUUUGUUUUAAAUAUAAAAAAUACAAUUUGUUGAUGUGAUGUCCAUGUUUUGCUUCACACUGUGUUUGUACUAAUUAUUCUGAACCAUGACAUCAUUUUGUUCGAUGUGGUCAUACUUUGUUGUCACUGCCUUAGACUGAUGUUUUCAAUGAAGAUUUUUUCUAUAAGUAUGUUAAAUGGAGUAUUAUAGACAAAAUGUUAGUCUAAAUUAUUUAGAGUAAGCUACUAACUAUUGUUGUUAUUAUUAUAACAACUGUAUUGUUGUUGUAAAUUAUUUGAUUGAAUUUAAUGAAACAUGUUAAGACACUACAUCGUAAGAGAUAGGUAUACUUGGUAUGUGUGAUUUAAUUUUUAUAACGUUUUAUAACAUUUUUUUAUUUACAUUUAAAUAGAUCAUUAUUUUAUAUUACGUAGUUGUUACUGAUAAGUUUAUUGUGAAAAUUAUGAAUACAUCAAAUAUAACUAUGAGCAGUAUUUGUAGUGACAAGUGAUAUUAUUUUAUUGAGGCUUAUAUUGGAAAGUAAUUAAGAGUAACAGUUUAUUUUACUUUUGAUUAAUUGUAUUUUUUCCAGUUUUUUUCUUUUACUGUAUCUGUAUGGUACAUUUCAUAAAGUAGAAUCUCGAUUUCAGAAACUGUAAUAAAAUAGUUUUGAUGUAUUUUUAUGAUGAUAUUAUUACGAUCACUUGCAGGUAUUUUCAUUGAUGUACAUACAUAAAGAAUAAUAUAAUAGUGUAAGAUUGAUGUUAAUGAAGUCCAUCACCCAUUUCAAGAGUAUGUAAAUAAUAUCACACACGACUCAUUACCUAUCCAUAAAACUGGGAAAAGGCAUUUAAUAUUUUUAUAAUGUAUUUGUAUUACUAGCAAUACUAAAUAAAAAUAUUAGAUGAAACUA